AUGUUGCGGACAGUUGUCAGACUUACACCAUCGUUCACAAUUCCAAUAUUUCGUGACAGUGAAAACAAAAAUGAUAUUGUUCUCAAUAAAAAUGUUCUCACUAAACCUGAAACUGGAUGGGACAGAGUCAAGCAAAUGUAUACUAAGAAUGAACACGAAGAAGUGUCAUUAGAGUUAUCUAAUGUUUCUCAGUCCACGAUGAGUGGUGCAUUUAUUGGAGCAUGUUUGGGUGGAUUUGUUAGCUCUCGAGUGGCUUAUCUUGAUUUUAUAGAAAAUAAUCAAGCUACAACAUUUAAAUCAACUGCUCAGGCCAAGAAACGAUUACAGGAUUAUGUAACAAUAGCAUUUGCAAGAGGAGCAUAUAAAUGGGGUUGGAGGUUAAGCUUUUUUACAGGAAUUUUUAGUUUAACAGCAACAACAAUAUCAGUAUAUCGUGGAAAUACAUCUUUAGUAGAUUAUAUCACUGCAGGUGCAUUAACAGGUGCUUUGUACAAAAUAAAUUUGGGACUUGCAGCAACAUUUGUUGGUGCUGGAGUAGGCGCAGUAUUGAGCACUAUUGGUGGAUUAGCAAUAUUAGGACUGUUGAAAAUCACUGGUCUGUCCAUGGAUGAAAUAAGAAAAGCUCUAAACCAAGUAAAAGAAGCCAGGGAAGACCAAUACAAUCAGGCAUUAGAAAAAUCGGCUACAAUUAAGAAUGAUGAGAUGACAGCCAGCCACAACUGGAUCGUCAAAGAACACGGUGAAAAAAAAUUAGAAGACAUCUCUUGA
Molecule: messenger RNA, 768 nt
Organism: Arctia plantaginis
Lineage: Eukaryota; Metazoa; Arthropoda; Insecta; Lepidoptera; Erebidae
Source: the annotation of a GenBank genome assembly